Molecule: messenger RNA, 1685 nt
Organism: Pocillopora verrucosa
Lineage: Eukaryota; Metazoa; Cnidaria; Anthozoa; Scleractinia; Pocilloporidae
Biological process (GO): regulation of intracellular pH
Cellular component (GO): membrane; vacuole
Source: RefSeq, a predicted model, not a curated record
AUCUGAACUACAUUCGCUCGUGCUUGAUUCUCAGCUGUGUGGUUAGAAGACAGGAACAGCCUAAACCAUCUGCUAAUCUACCUUACAUACAACGGUGGUCAAGAACUAACCCUGUUUCCUGUUUCUUUCUGGCCACCAGGUCGUAUAACGUAAGCGAACAGAAUGUGUCCUUGAACAAUCAAAAUUUUAUUGACGACCUUAGCUGCCAGAUGACGUGAGUAAAAGGACUUUUCUAUCCUCUUUUGGUUCCUUUCGCGGUGAAAAUUACACGGGAUAGAAACUGAUAUUCUAUCAAAGUUUCACAACUACCACCAGAAGGAAAGGAAAAUAACUCAUUGGGAUAGGAUCCUUUCAGGUCGCGAGUCAUAAUGGAAAAGGGUAUGGAGAUUGCAGAGGACAGGAAUCUGGAAAAGGACAUUAAAGAAGAAAAAAGUGAGGAAGGCGACGAAAGCAAAGAUGUAAUCAAAACUGCAAAAGCAAAAAAGGAGCCAAUGCGAAAUCUUCUGGCCUUCUACGCUUUCGGUGCGUUGAUCUACACGGUAUAUUCUGUCAUCAUUUCAGGCGCACAAGACAUUCUGGCGGGUACCUUCAUUCCAACUGCCGCAGUGUUGGUGACAAAUGUUGGUCCGUAUUUUCUUGUGACAAUGAUCGCGCCCUAUUUUAUACACAAAAUGCCGUACGUCGUGCGAAUAGUGGCAAUUUAUGCAUUUUUUACAGCAGGUCUGUUUAUCAUUGUUUACGCUAAAGAAGUCUAUCUGAAGUUAGUUGGAAUAUGUACGACCUCCCUCGGAGCCGGAAUUGGGGAAGUAUCGUUUUUUACAUUAACUGCCUAUUACGAGAAGGUUUCUGUUGCUGCUUAUUCAGCGGGUACAGGUUCUGGAUUUAUCUUGGGACCUCUUUAUUAUACUGGUUUGACAACAUGGAGUUGUGUAUCACCGAACAAUGCAAUGCUGAUAAUGGCUGGGUCACCUCUUCUCUAUCUAAUUUUCUAUGCCAUAAUGGAGAAAAAACAUUCUGUGGCGGCUGCCACAUCCGGGGAAUUAAAUGAAUCGGAGUCACAAGCAAACAUGGUCACGUGGAAAGAAAAACUUUCUACAGCUGGAAAGAUCCUCCCAUUAGUUGGAUCUCUGUUCAUAGCUUACGUCAGCGAAUACGUCAUCAUUCAAUCUGUUAUCACCACUAUGGCAUUUCCAAGCGCCCCUUUUCCGCCUAGAGUUCAUUAUAGAUACUAUAUUUUUAUAUUUUUGAGUGGUGAAUUCAUUGCUAGGUCAUACCUUGCUGUGAUCGCAUCCCUGAAGCCAAGCCUUGUCAAUGUGUUCGCGAUUAGACGUAUAUGGAUUUUAUCAUUAGUCUUAGUGGCUCAAUUAGUGUUUUUUACUCUAGCAGCGUGGUAUAGAUUCUUACACGACGUGUGGAUCGUUUUCAUUCUAAUUUUUAUCGCUGGUCUUGGCGCGGGUGCAGCUUUUACAAACGCUUUUGUUGUGGUGUCAGAGACUGACCCCAGAUUUAAGGAAUUUGCCAUGGGAUUUGCCACCAUAGGAAUGGGGGCCGGAACAUUUUGUGCUGGGGUAGUGGGACUACUUAUGGAACCAGUGAUUCGCGAUCACUGUUUACUUGUAUCAGACGUAGGAGACUAUUGCUUUACGAGACCUUUUGGCGGAUGGAAUCAAACCUUAAGUUGCUGA